UUCAGAGUUGAAAAAAAUAAAAACCAGCUCUAUCUAUAUAUACAUUAGCCACGCACAAAGGUUUCAGAGUUGAAAAAAAUAAAAAUGGAGAGAAGAACCUUAAGGGUGACAGGGUGACUACUGGUUGCUGCUGAAGGACAUGAGAUGAGAGGGCUUUCUUCUGUACCCGCAAGGGCUAAAAAUAAGUUCAAAGAAUCAUCCAAUCUCGGAAAAUUCAGUGGUGGAAUCCACCCACCGGUGCCCAACCCCAAAAGGGCUCUCAAUCAAAAGCACACGACUUUGAGAGGUAAUUCUCAGUCACCCAGCCCCAGUGUCAAUAAAUCUAACUCCAAUUCACUCUCUAAUGCUUCCAUUUCGGCUAAUGAAAGUAUUAAGCCAGUUGAUCAUCGUUAUUUCUCUCAAAUUCUCUCAAGAGAUGACUGGUGUUUGCUGCUAAACCAUGAGUUUAAAGCCCAGAGGAUAGUUUUGAAUUCUCAGUUUGUGGUGAGUUUAUUGCAGAAUCAAGAAAACCCGGUGCACCCUUUGAGAUUUUAUAUCUGGGUCUCAAAUAUUGAUCAUUCAUUUGCCAAGAGUCAACCCGUAUGUAGUGCUUUAACCGGUGUCCUUUGUAGGAAAGGUCCUGUUUUGUUGUCUGGUGAAUUGAUUGAAAAUAUUAGGAACUCGGGUUUUCGAGUCACUGAAGACUUGCUCUGUAUUUUGUUUGGUAGCUGGGGAAGAUUAGGAUUGGCUAAAUAUUGUCUUGAGACAUUUGGGCAGAUUUCAUUUUUGGAUAUCAGUCCUAGCACAAGAUUGUAUAAUGCUGUGAUUGAUGCUUUGGUGAAAUCCAAUUCACUUGACUUGGCAUAUUGUAAGUUCCAACAAAUGUCAGCUGAUAAUUGCAAGCCUGAUAGAUUCACAUACAAUAUUCUCAUUCAUGGAGUUUGUAGAAUUGGUUUGAUGGAUGAGGCACUUCGGUUGCUCAAACAGAUGGAAGGGUUGGGAUAUUUGCCCAAUGUUUUUACAUAUACCAUUCUAAUUGAUGGAUUUUGUAAUGCAAAAAGAGUUGAUGAAGCAUUCAAGGUUUUAGAGACCAUGAAGGACAGAAAUGUAAAGCCACAUGUAGCUACAAUCAGAUCAUUGGUUCAUGGGGUAUUUCGUGGUGCAAUGCCACAUAAUGCAUUGGAGUUGUUAACUGGAUUUAUGGAGAAGGAGCCUGUGUUUCAGAAAUUGGCUUGUGAUACUUUACUCUAUCUCCUUUCAAAAAACUCUAUGGCAAGAGAAGUGGCCAUGUUUCUAAAGAAAAUUGGUGAGAGAGGUUAUCUUCCUGACAGUUCAACAUUUAACAUUAUAAUGACUUGUUUGAUAAAAGGAUAUGAUCUCAGUGAGACAUGUUUGAUUUUGGACAGUUUUAUUGAGCAAGGUGUGAAACCAGGGUUUAGCACUUAUCUUGCUGUUGCUGAAGCUUUGUGCAAAGCAGGAAGAUGGAUGGAGGUGGAUCAGUAUUUGAACAAGAUGAGUGAGGAUGGACUAUUAUCAAAUGUCUUUUCAUAUAACAUGGUGAUUGAUUGCUUUUGUAAAGCCAAUUUGAUGGACAGGGCCACAAGGACUUUCAGGGAGAUGUGCAAUCAAGGUAUAAUUCCUACUCUUGUUACUUUCAAUAUGCUUAUCAGUGGGUAUGCCAAGGUAGGGAAGGUAACUAAGAUACAGUACUUCCUGUUAAAGCUUUUACAAUAUGGUUUCAAUCCUGAUAUCUUCACAUUUAGUUCAAUAAUUGAUGGUCUCUGUCGAGCACACAUGAUUGAAGAUGCUUUUGAUUGUUUCACUGAAAUGUACUACUGGGAUGUCACUCCGAAUGCUAUAACAUACAAUAUAUUAAUCCGCUGCUUGUGUGAAAUUGGGGAUGUCGGUAGAGCAGCAGAACUUUUAAGAGAAAUGCAAGCUGAUGGAAUAAGUCCAGAUGUUUUCUCUUUCAAUGCUCUCAUUCAGAACUUUUGUAGAAUGAAGAAGUUUGGGAAAGCAAAGAAACAUUUUCUGUCCAUGUUGACAUUGGGCUUGACUCCUGAUAAUUAUACUUAUUCUGCUUUUAUAAAUGCUUUGUGCAAAGCAGGAAGAUUUGUUGAGGCUGUAGAGAUAUUUAACUCAAUGGAAGCUAAAGGAUGUAUUCCUGAUUCUUAUAUUUGUAAUCUAAUUUUGGAAAGUCUAGUCAAGCAGGCUCACUUGGAAGAAGCCCGCGAAAUUGUCAAAAGAUGUAAAAGAUGGGGUGUUUCCCUAAAAUCGUUUCCAAUCUUGUAGGAGGGUCUUUAGCUGCUUGUACUUUUGCAGAACCAAUGUCAUGGCAUGGAAUGGAAGGAGAUGCUACUCAUGCAUCAUCUAUUGGUUGCUUCCAGAUUCUUUGGCUGAAAAGUUCAAGUUUUUUCCCAGGAUCAGCAAGUACAUUGGCAAGAAAUUGCCUUGAAUGUGGCACUUUCUAUUCCCAUAUUUUCUUCUCAGUUUCAUGGGGUUAUGACAUAUGGCCAUACAUUUUAAAGAAAGUUUGGCCCUAUGCAGAGAAAUGGUGUCGGGAGUUCAGAGCAUAACAGCAGAACUUCACUGAGACAUUUUUAGGUGAAGCACACUUGACUAGUGGGAUGAUUGCUUGUAUCCAGCAGCAAGUGUUUUCCCUGGCAAUUAACCUGACAAAUGACUGUACUUCUAUCAGCUUUGCACCAUGCUUGAUUUUUGUUGAAAGUUUAUCUCUAUUACUGGGAGGAGCAAACUUGAAGAAAAGAAAAUUAGCAGGAUUCUUGUUUUUCCAAUUUUGUUCUGGAAUACUUUCAUACAUAUGUAGUAACAUUUUAAAACUUUAAUAAGAUUCUACUUGACAU
Molecule: messenger RNA, 2843 nt
Organism: Rubroshorea leprosula
Lineage: Eukaryota; Viridiplantae; Streptophyta; Magnoliopsida; Malvales; Dipterocarpaceae
Source: the annotation of a GenBank genome assembly